Molecule: messenger RNA, 1700 nt
Organism: Durotheca rogersii
Lineage: Eukaryota; Fungi; Ascomycota; Sordariomycetes; Xylariales; Xylariaceae
Exons: 3
Coding region: 1-1248 (415 amino acids)
Biological process (GO): regulation of transcription by RNA polymerase II
Cellular component (GO): nucleus
Molecular function (GO): RNA polymerase II transcription regulatory region sequence-specific DNA binding; DNA-binding transcription factor activity, RNA polymerase II-specific
Source: RefSeq, a predicted model, not a curated record
AUGGCUUCCAAGCACGAUAAUAUCGUGGCUCCGGCCUUGACAAACCAGUGCAACAAGUGUGGGAGCAAGUUCCCGACCAAGGAGCGUUUGGACCAGCAUCAGAAAGCCAAAGGCCACUCUGCAUGCCCUAACUGUGGUGCAUCCUUCUAUGCCAAGCAACCGGUGCACACCCAUGGCCCCCAGUUGCAAGAUCUCAUCUGCCCCGGCUGUGACGCCAAGUUCGCCAGCGGCGCUGACUGGAUGGUUCAUGUAGAGAACGGUGCCUGUCCUCGCGUCUUCCCUUCCGAUUUGGCCGGGGGACUGGACAAGGUAUUGAAGAUGAAAGAAGAGUCCAUUAGCAAGCUAAAGGCCGGCGAAUAUGAGAUACUCAACGAGAAUACCCCCUCCCACAUCAAAAAUGUCUGGGGUGAUGAAUGGGCCGAUGAGAAGAGUCCGACGUUUGAUGUGCAGGGACAUCAGAACGACUUCCCUCGAACUGCCAUGCAGAAAUUCCGCCACGGAGACAUCGCACAGCAGGACUUUCUGACCGGGGAUGGCAUCGAUAACCUUGCCCAGGACCAGGACAAUGCAUGGGGCCAGCAAAAGAAGUUGUUUGCGACAGAGGCAUACAAGGAGGCAUAUAAGACCGUACCACCUCCUGCUGAAGACUUGGCCCAGCCAGCAUCUGCUUCCAAUCCUACAACAGGACGUAUCAUCGAUCCCAACCAUCCCUCUUUCAAUGCGGCCCUCUUCGUCGAUCCCAUUCUCGACACUUAUAAGUGUCCCCACAACAGUUGCAAGUCCAAGUUCAAGACCAGCACCGGACUGAUCUCUCACUUGAAAUCUCCCGCCCACUAUGAUAUCAAGUUUAACUGCCCUGGUUGCCGAGCCCCAUUCGUCUCUCAGAGUGCUUGGAUUAGACACGCCGAAACGAUCGGCGAGGCCAGAUGCCGUAUUCGGAAGCUGCAUAGCUACGGCCUCAUGAUACAACAGAUAACCAAUGGCGCUCUGGUUAUCGACCCGGCCAGCCAGCUGCUCAAUGGUGUGGCAAAACUCAAGUUUGACGAGGAGUGGGCCAAGUCGAAGCGACCUUCUAAGCUUCACACCGUGCCGGGAACGGACGGACGAAAGAGCGCUUAUUACACGGACAAAGACGAGGAGGCCACCAAAAAGCCAUCGCGCCGUCGUCGCCGAGGAAAGGGACGCGGUGAAAACCGCCCGGAUGACAGCCAGGCGGGAAGCUCACCCCAGCAGGAGUCCUCCUCCUAAACGCCGGGCACCCAUUUAUGCAUUGGGCAACAUUUACUUGACGGCGGACGCAACUGGCCCCGUGCCUUCAGAUCGUUUAAUCCUGGAGAUAUUCAAUGAUACGGCGGUCGUGUUCGAGAGGACUGCAAGUGGUGCUUCGAGCACCUGGUGUUCUCUGAAGAUGCUCUCUCCGCCGGGAUUGUAAAUAGAAGAUACUUCAGUGUCUACGUAGGAAACAGUCUAGUAGGCAGAAGAUUCGACACACCUUGCUAUAGGAAAUCCCAGAAAAGUUUCACAACGAUCGACAUGGUGUGUAAGAUCCGCAGCGGACAACUUCUAAUGCUUUCGAAUCGCGUCUCUCCAGCCGAUAAGGGCGGAGCCGCGAAGGGGAAAAGAAAAAGAAAAUCCGCGAGGGGGCGCAGGUAAGCAUUUCAUUUUCGUGCACCUGUACAUGCACACCUAUGGAGACGAGC